This is a messenger RNA of Coffea arabica (coffee), 1716 nucleotides long. The record is from RefSeq and is a predicted model, not a curated record. Lineage: Eukaryota; Viridiplantae; Streptophyta; Magnoliopsida; Gentianales; Rubiaceae.
CCUACUCUCUUUCUCCAUCUUUCGACCUCAUUUCUUUUCUUUCGUCACUGCCCGUCUUUUCUUCUUCAGCUAAAACGACUAAAGCUAGCUUCAUACAAGGAUAAGGUAAACUUAUGCAUAUUAAUUGUAGUGUACUCAUAUUCAGAUAUUUUCUGCAUGAGACAUCUUCUCCCGGGUAGAAAGAUUGAAGAAAGACACAUAGCUAGAGGAAAAAGGAGGUAAUUUUUUGUGCACAUGGUCCUAGAAAGGUGUGUUUUAGCUUAGUGGAUUUUGUUUCAUUUCUGGUUAUAUAUAAUACCAUCUGAUUCUGCUAAAGAGGCGGCUUAUCCAUUUUAUUAAGCUUGCUUGCAUCAAAGUGAGAGCUAAAGUUCGGUGUUUCCCAUAUGUAUAUUGCUAUGCUAUGAGUGGAAGAUACAUGGUAGGAGUAUUCAAGAUGGAUUGCGGUGUUUUACUACUUUUUUUUUAAGUGGCUCUAGGAUCUAGGAAGAGACAAAUAUUUGUUAUUGAAAUACUACUAGUAUUAAGUUUGUAAUUCCUUUUUUUUUUUUGUGAAUUUGAGAAUAUUAAUCCAAUACAUAUAGUUGCAUAUAUGGAAGUGGAGCAAUAUGUAUUGGCCAUGUUAGAAUUUCGGUAGUCAGGUGGGGAGCUAGUAUAUCUUGUUUUGGUGCUCAAGAGUUUGUUUGGGAAUUGAUUGAAAAACAUAUUUAUGGGUAAAAAGAAAGCGGUGAAAAAGACAAAGGAGUUAUCAGUCGCAAUAGCAGAAUCAUCAUCCCUUGAUGCAGAAGGACAGCAGCAGCCUCUGACUCCUAGGAAAAGAGGAAGACCCCGGAAAAUUAUUGCUGAGAAAACUGAGGUGGAAGAAGUGAAGGAGGAAGAGAAAACAGCACAAGAGGAGGAGGCCCAUGAUGUUGAAGGAGGUGAUUCAAAGAAAGUGAAAACAAGCGAUGAAAAAGAAAAAGGGCAGCCAUCAAAGAUGAAAGAAGACGCCACAACGACGACGAUGACAACAGCAGCAGCAGCAGCAUCAUCCUCUUCAAAAAAGCAGCUUUCGGCUCCAAGGAGCAGAGCCAGGCGCAAAAGUAAGCCAAGGAAGAGCAGCUAAAUCUCGUAGUUCUUGGUUCCAUUAAUUCUUUCUUUCAAGAUUUUUUGGUUGAAUGGAAUUCAAGAAAGAAGAUUGGAGGAAAGAUCAUUAAUGAAUUAAUUUGCCCUUUUUUUUUUUUUGCCUUGUGUGGUUUAUGUUUGCUAAACUAAAACACCCACCAAAGGUGGGGUUUGGUUUGGGGAAUCGUGCUAAUGGUUUAGUAUUUUGUUUCUUUUCGUUCUGUUUUUCAUUUUUUUCGUUCGAUAUUAAUAAUUAAUUCAGCGGUUGUCUUCCACCUUUACACUAGGUUCUGGUUUUUCAUUGCCUUGUGCUGAAGUCUGCUGAAAUCCUGUGAGGUAAGAAAAUUUGCAGCGUUCUCAUUAAACUUGGCCAACAUUAAACAGAGAAAAGCUUGUAAUCCAAUCAAGGCCGUACAAAUUUUGUGUUGAUCGUUCUCUACACUUUACCGUACUUGCACCAUUAAAUAGUAGGUCAGGAACGAUGGUGAAUACACACUCUUUUUUUAGCUGACAUGUAUACUUUGCUGAAAUAGCAGGUACGUACGUUAUAAAUGAUAGGAUAGAUUAUAUGGUCAGAAAUGAAAACAUCUCGUAUAGCUUUUGUGUGUGUGGUUA